AUGGAUCAACCGCUCUCUUUAAAGUUGGCUUCUUUGUGUCAAAUAUCCCAGCAUAAAUUGGAACACAUCCUGUCUCAAUGCGGGGAUAAAGCCGACUUAAUCAUUGACGCUGCCCUUAUAAAGCCACUGGAGAGAAUAUGUGGAGUGACUUGGCUCAGGCAACAUGGAAUAGAUAAAAUAUAUAAAAUGGACCCACAACUUGGUUCCACAUCAAAUACUAGAAGGAUAUACUUUAUACCAGCUUGUAUCAAGAAAUACAAAUGUGUCUUGGACCAGAUAUCAUCACUUCUCAGUCAAAACCCAGCUCUCGCCGAUGCAAAGUGUUUUAAUAUUAUUAUAGUGCCUAAAUUAGUAUGUACUUUCGAUUCAAUAUUAGAGAAUAAAGGUUUAUACGAAAUAGUCAAGCUACAUUCAUUCUCGUGGGAACUGAUGAGGCUGGACGACCAGCUCUUGAGCCUAGAGGUGCCUUUCCUUUAUAAACAAUUGUAUGUGGAACAAAAUCAAUCAUUAUUGUCGAGCAUCGCUAUGUCUAUGUGGAGCUUAUUUCAUGUUAUCGGCAAACCUAAAUGUGUAAUGUCUUUGGGAAAGAUGUCAGCGAGUGUUUUAGACAUACUUGAAGUAUAUAACGAGACCUUCACAAGAGACUUUGUUAGUAACAAUGCUGAUGAUAUCGGAGCAGUUCUCGUUAUAGACAGAGAUCAGGAUUAUUCUUCUAGUUUACUAACACCGGCUACUUAUAGUGGACUUCUAAGUGAAAUUUUCAAUAUAAACUGUGGUCAUCUAGAACUUAAUGUGACGGAAACAAAGUUGAAGAAGGGCAAGCUUAAUUUUACCACAUCUAAAGAUGAAACAGCCAAAACUACGGUCAUGACUUUAGAUAGCUCUAUUGAUCAUUUGUAUGGCGAAAUAAAGCAUAGACAUUUCUCUGAAGUUUUAAGUGUGUUGAGCUCAAAGGCAAAGCUUCUCAAAAAUGAAGAUAUUAAGGCUCUCGGAAUACAAGAAAUGAAACAGUAUGUUGCGACGAAAUUGCAACAAGUUACACUGUUCAAGCAGAAUCUCGUCAAUCACGUAUUGGCGAGCGAGACUAUAAUAUCAGAAAUGAAUAAUAAAUUUGAAAACUUAACAUUAACGGAGAGUGAAAUGCUGAAUAAUAGAAACAAACGGGCCAAUUUUACUUACAUCGAUGAACACUUUGGCACAGAUGUCCACAUGUAUAACAGUUUACGACUAAUGUGCUUGUUAAGUUUAACCCAAGGUUUGAGUUACGAGGAAUACAAUUCACUCGUACAUAAAUACUUAUUAGCAUUUGGCUACAAGUUUCUAUAUGUUUUCAACAAUUUGAUAACAUCCGGUUUACUCAUUCAACCAUCCAGCCCAAAAUUAUCUUUGUCCAAUCUCAGUAACUUAAGCGAUAGAUUGCCCAAAUGGCAGACUGAGUUUCAAACGGUGGCCAACAAAUUGAAACAAUUACCGACCAAAUCUGAUAAUGGGAAAUCUCCAAGUUAUGUGUUCAACGGCGGAUAUAUACCUCUUGUGGCUGUUAUAUGUAAUGCGUUAUUAACAUCUGAAUCUUUAGCUGAACUGCUAACAAAAUUAUUAGCGCUUGAUGAUCUUAAAAUUGGUGGUAGUUUAGUAGAUAAGGUGAAACGAGGUACAGAGAGUUUAAACGAAAAAAUAACGAAUUUAAACGUGAAAUGCGAUUCGGAAUAUGGCUGUAGAGAUGCUAAGACGCUGUUAAAGACUUUGAAAGGUGAUAGCAAAACUAUGUUUAGUUUGAAGCCUAGGACAGUCUUGGUUUAUAUGAUCGGGGGUGUGACGUAUGCGGAAGUCGCCGCAUGUGACGUCAUACAGUCUCUAACCGGAAGUAAGAUCAUUAUAGCCAGCGACUGUAUAGCAAGCGGUAGCGACCUAAUCGCUGCCAAUAUGUAA
This is a messenger RNA of Danaus chrysippus (African queen), 1929 nucleotides long. The record is from the annotation of a GenBank genome assembly. Lineage: Eukaryota; Metazoa; Arthropoda; Insecta; Lepidoptera; Nymphalidae.